AACUCCAAAAUGCAACUUGUCAUCUUUCUGAUCAGGCACUCACCGAACUCAAACACAAACUUAACCCACAGCUACCAGAACCCUAAAGCCUAAAACUUUCUCUCUUUAAUAACAUUCUGGCUUAUUCACACUUACUCAUCCAUGUCUCAGUGGGCAGAUGUUUUGUCAAGGAGAAGUUAAAAUGAUGCGUCGUAUUGCUGGUUGAAAUAGAAAGAUCUUAAUUUGGAGGAACUGGUUGGUGGGUGACUGCUGUUAAAUUGGCAUCAAUGGCGGAGUUGAUUGGGCCAAGAUUGUACAGUUGCUGUAAUUGUAGAAACCAUGUUGCCCUUCACGAUGAUGUUAUUUCCAAGGCUUUUCAGGGAAGACACGGCCGAGCCUUUCUGUUCUCUCAUGCCAUGAACAUUAUGGUCGGGCCAAAGGAAGACAGGCAGCUAAUGACUGGCCUCCAUACAGUUGCUGAUGUCUAUUGCUGUGACUGUCAUGAGGUGCUUGGUUGGAAAUAUGAACGAGCUUAUGAGGAAACUCAAAAGUACAAGGAAGGGAAGUUCAUACUCGAGAAGUCCAAAAUAGUCAAGGAAAACUGGUAGCAGCAUGCCUGCAGCAUUCUGUUCACCUCAUUGUGUCGGUGCGCAAGUGUAUGGAUGCUACUACAUAUUCAUGUUGUCUAGGACCAAGAAAAUCUCAUCAAUUGCAAAUAUUCUCUCAUUGUUCCUCGAUGUGCAUUCUUGCUGUUUUCUUCCUGUGGAUAUGUAUGAAGAUUUUAUUUUAUUUUAUUUUUUGAAAUUAUGUAUGAAGAUUUUUAGUUUGUCAAUAAGUUGUGAAUAAUUCUGUGUUGCGUUGUUA
Messenger RNA from Manihot esculenta (cassava), 843 nucleotides. RefSeq names its product protein yippee-like At4g27745. Lineage: Eukaryota; Viridiplantae; Streptophyta; Magnoliopsida; Malpighiales; Euphorbiaceae. The record is from RefSeq and is a predicted model, not a curated record. Bases 267 to 587 code for a protein of 106 amino acids. The transcript is spliced from 4 exons.